Chaetura pelagica (chimney swift) is the source of this 483-nucleotide messenger RNA. Its product is annotated as beta-microseminoprotein-like. The transcript has 5 exons. Bases 1 to 483 code for a protein of 160 amino acids. The record is from RefSeq and is a predicted model, not a curated record. Lineage: Eukaryota; Metazoa; Chordata; Aves; Apodiformes; Apodidae.
AUGGCAGUCGUAGUCAACCUACUGGAUGACCAGAUACAUGAACUUAUCUUCCUUGAGAAGUCCUGCAAUUUCUCUCUCAUCCAGAAACUGAUCCCUCUCAAGAAGGGGAAAAGAGAACUGAAAAUUGACAAGACUAUGAAAACCAUCUUGGUCUGCCUCCUUGUUCUUGCUGUUAGUGUGCCACUGUCCAAUGCUGCUUGCUUCUUGCAGCCAUUGGAGCCAGGAGAGACUGAUGGUAAGAUCAUAGGCUGCCGUGACGCAGGUGGAGAGCUGCACAAAUUUGGUUCCAGCUGGAGAGAUGCAGACUGCAAUGAUUGCACCUGUGACAAGAUCGGAAUGAACUGCUGCUCCAGCUAUGCAACACCAGUUGACUAUGAUACAGAGAAGUGUGAAAGCAUUUUCAACCCAGAGGCCUGCACUUAUAAAGUAGUGGAGAAAGAUGAUCACUCAAAAGAAUGCCCAGUCCACGGCUGGGUGGGUUAA